Messenger RNA from Klebsormidium nitens, 1299 nucleotides. The record is from the annotation of a GenBank genome assembly. NCBI's taxonomy places the organism in Eukaryota, Viridiplantae, Streptophyta, Klebsormidiophyceae, Klebsormidiales, Klebsormidiaceae.
AUGGCUUCCAGCCAAGUAAGCGACAGAGCAUCAUCUGAGCUCAGAAUCAGAAGCGAACCAUCUGACGAUCCUCAGAGCGUCCGGACCCCUCGAACAACAUCCAACACCGCCCUUCUGCAGCAAGUGGGAGAUGACGAAGCAGUCUUUGAGGUUCCAAAGGAGGCUUCCGCAGGUUUGGACCAGCACUUGGACGCGGGCGGAGGAUCCGAGGGGAAGGUGCACCCUGAAGAGGGCCCUGGGACUGCCACGCAUGCGGGUUUGUCAGGCCUGCUGAGAGGCCCGUGGCGGGAUCUGGCGGGGGGGGGUUUUAUUUUUGGGGAACCCUAUGCUCCCCUGAAGACCUUGUUCGCAUUCCAGGGCACUGCCCUCAAGAUGGUGCUCACGCGGGUCGACUUUUGGAUCCUCAUCCUGCUGAACCUGGCUGUGAAUUUGGUCUUCUACACGAGCACUUCCGGCCACACCACCAACGAUACCCGCGAGGAACCGCGCGAAUAUGGCUGGCCUGGCGUAAACAUCACGAUGAUUGGGACGUCCGGCGCGCUGCUCUCCUUCUUCCUGGUCUUCUUCAACAACGAGUCGUACAAGCGCUUCUUCGACCAGUACCGCCUCGCGCGCAACACGGAGCACGCCAUCUCCAACCUAGUUCUCAUGCUGCGGACCAACUUCCGGGACGGCCUCAUCAAGCACGCGGCCACCACUCGCUUGGACAUUUUCCGGUACCUGUCCGCUGCGCACUAUUUGGGCCUGGCUCAUCUGCCCCAGUACAAAAGCGACGGCAUGGUCGACUGGGCGUAUGCCCACCUCCAGUCGCUGCAAGUGCUGUCCAGCAAAGAGGUCGACGUCUUGCGCGCGCUCCCCGGCCGGAACGCCUACAAAGAGUGCCUCCUCUGGUGCUUGCAACGGCUGUGGGUGCACACCGAAAACAAGGACAUCGAGUCCAGAAUCUACCAGGCUUAUGAACGGAACGUGCUGGACGUCCGCAAGAGCAUUCAAGACAUCUACAACUACACCUCACAGCCCAUCCCGUUUGCGUAUUUCCACCUGAUCAACUUCUUGUUGCUGGUCUACCUCGCUGUCAACGCGUACGCCUUCGCGUUCUUCUCGGCGUACUGGUCGCUCUUGGGCUACGCGGUCUUCACGAUCGCGCUGCUGGGACUGCGCGAGCUGGGAGUCGCGCUCGCGGAUCCGUUUGGGGAUGACGAAACCGACCUUCCAAUAUUCUCGUUGAUCAACGAGUAUUUCGAAGAGAACGAGAAGGCGUUGAAUGACCCGCCCCUCUUUGCUCCCGAACUAGACUGA